GACAACACCAUAAAGAAUAUAUAAUACGGUAUUCAGCACGUGAUUAUAUUCAGCGAAUGGCACAAGUUCACGAAGUAUUGCUUACACGAACGCGUCUGUCUUUUCCGGCCAUUUGUAGAAUCGUCAGUUCACGCAGUAUUGUGUGUUAAAAACCAAAUAUAUAUAUAAUAGUAUAGUUUUUCUAAAAGUUUAAAGUUCUACAAGUUAUUGCAAUUUAUAAAUAAAUAUAUAAAAUAAUGGCAGAUAAAAUAAAUGAUAAAGAAUUAAACGGUGGUGAGGAUUUCUCAAAAGAUGUGACCGCCAACGAUGGCGAAAAUGGUGGACUUGCUGCCGGCACCACAAAUGGCUCAGGCAGCGAAUCUAAUGCUCGCGAUGAUGACAGAAAACUCUUUGUUGGCGGUUUGAGUUGGGAAACUUCAGAAAAGGAAUUGCGUGAUCAUUUUGGAAAAUAUGGAGAAAUUGAAAGCAUUAAUGUCAAAACUGACCCACAGACUGGUCGUUCACGAGGCUUCGCUUUCAUUGUUUUCACCAAUACAGAUUCUAUAGAUAAGGUUACAGCAGUAACUGAACAUAUAAUUAACAAUAAGAAGGUAGAUCCUAAAAAGGCUAAAGCUCGUCAAGGAAAGAUAUUUGUUGGUGGCUUAACAACAGAAAUCAGUGAUGAAGAAAUUAAAACAUAUUUUGGCCAAUAUGGCAAUAUUAUAGAGAUUGAAAUGCCAUUUGAUAAACAAAAGUCCCAGCGCAAAGGAUUCUGUUUUAUUACUUUUGAUUCAGAACAGGUUGUAAAUGAGUUGUUGAAAACUCCUAAACAAAAAAUCUCCGGCAAGGAAGUUGAUGUGAAACGCGCAACACCCAAACCAGAAAACCAAAUGGUCGCUAUGCGUGGACGUGGUGGCUUGCGUGGUGGUCGCGGCGGUUAUGGCCGUGGAGGAUACCCACAUCAAUGGCCUGGUCAAGGUGCCUAUCCUGCAUUCGGAAGUUAUGGUAGUGGUUACGAUGCUGGCUAUGGAGAUUACUAUGGCAGUGGUUAUUACAAUGGAUAUGAUUAUGGCUACGACUAUGGUUAUGGAGGCGGUUACGAUGCCUACGGUGGUAGUGGCUAUACAGGCGGUGGUGGCCGUGGUGCUGGUGGAGCACGUGGUGGCCCAAAAGGCGGUUAUGCAACCGGCAAGCAAAGAGGGACAGGACGUCAGCCACGACACCAACCUUAUUAACUUUUAUUAAAAUAUUUGCUUAUAUUAAAGUAUCUUACUUUAAUUUUUUAUAAUUAAUUUUCUACACAAAUAUACCGUUACUAUCAGCCAUCAUCAUUUCGUAAAUAUAUAAAAAAACUUAUAAUUUUUUAUAUAAAUUCAGACGUUUAUAUAAAACAGAAAUAAAACAAUUUUUUUUAUGGUCAUCCAUAAAUAAAUAUUAAGCAGUAGCCUUAUUCAUCAAUACAAUUGGUUUUGUAUGCAAAUACUUUUCAUUCCAAUUUAAAUUACAAACGAAGAAACGUACAGCGAUUUCUUUGUGUGCAUAUUUACCAAUCAACAAACCAAAUUUAUGGAAUUUAAAUUGCAAAAUACUAUAUAUAAUUUCAUUAUUUGCUAUUAAGUAACAAAAACAAUAA
Messenger RNA from Teleopsis dalmanni, 1612 nucleotides. It is a transcript of the gene sqd, whose product is annotated as RNA-binding protein squid. Gene Ontology annotation, molecular function: RNA binding. Gene Ontology annotation, cellular component: nucleoplasm. The record is from RefSeq and is a predicted model, not a curated record. Gene Ontology annotation, biological process: regulation of gene expression. The coding region runs from base 237 to 1214 and encodes 325 amino acids. NCBI's taxonomy places the organism in Eukaryota, Metazoa, Arthropoda, Insecta, Diptera, Diopsidae. The transcript has 8 exons.